AUGUCGCCGGCCCAUGUCUCGGCCCCCGUGCCCAGCAAGGUCGACAUUUCGACGGCUCAGGAGGCUGCGGCAGCCACUGACGCCGAACACAACAUGGGCUUUGUCAAGUCCUUCAAGCUAUAUUGGAAAGCUUGUUUGUGGUCCAUCUUCAUCUCGACAUGCAUCAUCAUGGACGGCUUCGACACGGCGCUGCUGCGAUCGCUCUUCGCCUACCCGGCCUUUCAACGCCAAUUUGGGGUUCAGCAGGCCGACGGAAGCUACCAGCUCACGGCUGCUUGGCAGUCGGGCCUCACCAAUGGAGUGCUCUGCGGCUCCAUCAUCGGACUCUUCAUGAACGGAAUCCUUGCCGACCGCUUCGGAUAUCGCAAGACCCUCAUCGGCGCGCUGGUUGGAAUCACGGGCUUCAUCUUCAUCAUCUUCUUUUCGAAAACGCUGCCCCAGCUCCUUGUUGGAGAGAUUUUGGCAGGCAUUCCCUGGGGCAUCUUCCAGACGCUCACCACGACGUAUGCCUCUGAAGUGUGCCCUACCCACCUCCGAGCCUACCUGACGACCUACAACAACCUCUGUUGGGUCAUCGGCCAGUUCAUCGCGUCAGGCGUGCUCCGCGCCAUGGUGUCCAGAACUGACGACUGGGGCUACAAGAUCCCAUUCGCGCUGCAGUGGAUGUGGCCGGUGCCCCUAGCAGUUGGCAUCUAUCUCGCGCCGGAGUCUCCCUGGUGGCUCGUCCGACGCGGAAAGGUGGAUGAAGCCAGACGCUCUUUGGCUCGUCUGACGAGCCGCAGCACCGCAGGCACCGAGUUCAACAUUGACGAAACGAUAUCCCUCAUGAUCCAUACCAACGAGAUGGAGAGGGAGCUGACUGCCGGCACGACGUACUGGGACCUCUUCACGGGCGUCAAUGCUCGCCGCACUGAAAUUGUGUGCAUGGUGUGGAUGGGCCAGACUCUGUCCGGGUCCAACUUCAUGGGGUACUCGACGUAUUUCUACCAGCAGGCCGGGUUGGCUGUCGGCAGCUCCUUCAGCAUGUCCCUCGGGCAGUACGGCAUUGGCAUUGUCGGGACCAUUCUGUCUUGGUUCUUGAUGACCUGGUUCGGUCGUAGAACGUUGUUCUUCACUGGCCAGGUGUGUGCGUGCCUCAUCCUCUUCACCAUUGGCUGCGCGUCCUUUGCAGGCUCAGCCAAUACCAGCGCGCAAUGGGGCAUCGGGUCCUUGCUGCUUGUGUAUACGUUUGUGUAUGAUUCCUCUGUUGGCCCCAUCUGCUACUCGCUUGUCGCCGAGCUCACGUCGACUCGUCUGCGAGCAAAGUCGGUCGUGCUGGCCCGCAACAUGUACAACAUUGCCAGCAUCAUCGCCAACAUCCUGACGCCGCGCAUGCUCAACCCCACCGCAUGGGGCUGGGGUGCAAAGACGGGCUUCUUCUGGGCGGGCACUGCCUUGUGCUGUGCGACAUGGACCUUCUUCCGCCUUCCGGAGCCAAAGGGCAGGACAUACGGUGAGCUUGAUACCUUGUUUGAGCAGGGAGUGAGCGCGCGCAAGUUUGCCACCACGGCUGUGGGGAGGAUUGAUGCCGGCUUUGAGUCUGUUUCGAUUAGAAAGGAUGGAGGUUCCACUGCCGAGAUUGAGCGUAUCGCACCCAAGGCGUGA
This is a messenger RNA of Trichoderma reesei QM6a, 1644 nucleotides long. Its product is annotated as maltose permease. The transcript is spliced from 2 exons. The record is from RefSeq and is a predicted model, not a curated record. Lineage: Eukaryota; Fungi; Ascomycota; Sordariomycetes; Hypocreales; Hypocreaceae. Bases 1 to 1644 code for a protein of 547 amino acids. Gene Ontology annotation, biological process: carbohydrate transport; transmembrane transport. Gene Ontology annotation, cellular component: membrane. Gene Ontology annotation, molecular function: carbohydrate:proton symporter activity.